UUUCGGCUGUCGAAAGCACCGUUCGAGCAUUUCGAAUUUUCUAUGUAAUAUUCUAUGUGUAUUCUCUUCAAAUAAUUUUUUCCAAGAAUAUUUUCAUUUGAUAACUUCUCAGAUGGAUACAUCAGCAGAAUCGGACCCUCCUUCAAGAAGAUACGUGCUCCCCUUUGGUUCUCUGUCUCUGACUGGAAGAAAAACAGUUUAUACAAUUACUCAACCAGGGACAAUGAACGGCAUUCAGCUCCAGCCUAUGCCCAGAUACAAACGGACUGAAUUCGACGAAGAAGAAACCAGCAGCAUGGCGAGUAUGGCCGUCGACGCCCCCAUGGUCGUCAAUCCAACAAGUGGUUUCUCCAGGACGGAUGGCACCCAAGUUCGGUACUCUCCCGGCAGGAAACGCAAUUUCUGGGAGCGGGCGUCGCCUUUGGAGAAAUUCCUCAUGGUUCUCGCCGUCGUCCUUCUCUUGCUAGUCAUCAUCCUGUCCGCCGUGCUGAACUCCUAUUCCGGAUCGCAGACCGUUAGAGUUGUCCACAUAUCCGCCGCCAACGGGUCAACGAUGAGCACUAAUGCUACAGAGUAUUGCGUCACUCCAGCUUGCGUAACUGUUGCUGCGGCUAUACUCAAUGCCAUGGACCAGUCCGUGGACCCUUGCACAGACUUCUACCAGUAUUCGUGUGGAGGAUGGGUCAAGUCCAAUCCUCUUCCGGAUGGAAAGUCAAUCUGGGGAACAUUCGGCAAGCUUUGGCAAGAGAAUCAAAUCAUUAUGAAGAAUGUACUAGAGGAUGAAAACUUUGAUCUGAAGAGUGAUGCGGAGAAGAAAGCCCGCAUCUACUACCUGUCCUGCUUGGACAAGAAUGAAACCGUAGACAAACUGGGAGCUCAGCCAAUGCUCGACCUGCUGAACAAGAUCGGAGGCUGGAAUAUCAGUGGGGACUUCAACAUCAGCCAGUGGAACUUCCAGAGGACGCUCGAGAUCCUCCACAACCAGUACAGCCGCGGGGGGCUUUUCUCUUGGGGUGUCGGGGAAGAUGAGAGGAACUCUUCCAGAAAUAUUCUGCAGCUGGACCAGGGAGGAUUGGGCUUACCCACCAGAGACUACUACCUCAACAAAAGCAAAGAUGAUGAAGUCCUGACUGCUUAUUUGAAUUACAUGACGAAGGUCGGCGUGCUGCUCGGGGGAGAGGAAAAUUCCACGAGGGCCCAGAUGGAAGAUGUCAUAGAUUUUGAGACAAAGCUGGCAAAUAUUACCAUUCCAUCGGAGGAGAGACGAGAUGAUGAAGAAUUGUAUCACAAGAAGACUAUCAGCGAACUGCGGGAGCUGGCCCCCGUCAUCGACUGGACGCAGUACUUCAAUUCCGCUUUCAAACAGGUGGAUCGCGAAAUAUCCAACUCCCAAGAAAUCAUCAUUUAUGCUCCAGAGUUUAUCAGGAAGAUGUCAGAAUUGGUUACUCAAUAUCUCUCAACUCCUGAAGGAAAAAUAGUUAUCAGCAACUAUCUGGCGUGGUCUUUGGUGCAAAGCCUGGUGGCUCGUCUCUCUAAACCCUUCCGGGAGGCCUCGAAGAUUCUACGGAAGGCACUGGUAGGAUCGGAAGGAGGAGAGAGCCCUUGGCGAUACUGUGUCUCGGACACGAACGAAGUGAUUGGAUUUGCUCUGGGCGCCAUGUUCGUCAGGGAAGUCUUCCACGGAGAGAGUAAGCCCAUGGCUGAAAAUAUGAUCAAUGAAAUUCGCACCGCCUUCAAAGAAAACUUGCCGCUCCUGAAGUGGAUGGAUCCAGAAACGCGGAAACUGGCAAAAGAAAAGGCUGACUGGAUCACGGAUAUGAUUGGAUUUCCAGAAUUCAUUUUGGAUCCGAAGAAAUUAGAUGAAAAGUACGAAGGGUUGGAGUUCAACGAUGACGAAUAUUUCCAAAACAAUAUUGUAGUGGAGCAGUUCUCUCUGAAACAAAAUAUGAAAAAGCUCGACAAACCUUCUAACAGGAGUGAAUGGAAAAUGACGCCUCCUACUGUAAACGCCUACUACACACCCACCAAAAAUCAAAUAGUUUUUCCGGCUGGAAUUCUUCAAGCACCUUUCUAUGAUCCUCACUAUCCCAAGUCACUUAAUUUCGGCGCUAUGGGAGUAGUUAUGGGCCAUGAACUAACUCAUGCUUUUGAUGAUCAAGGUAGAGAGUACGACAAAUUCGGGAACCUUCAUCAGUGGUGGAAAAAUUCGACGAUCGAGAGCUUCCGAGAGCGAGCUCAAUGCUUUGUCGAUCAGUACUCUUCUUACGAAGCAUAUGGCGAAAAUCUGAAUGGAAAACAGACUCUCGGAGAAAACAUAGCUGAUAACGGAGGUUUAAAAGCAGCGUUUCAUGCCUAUCAAGACUGGGUGAAGCAACACCCAAAAGAACUUCCAUUACCCGCAGUUCCUCUGUCGAAUAAUCAGCUGUUCUUCAUAGGAUUUGCCCAAGUGUGGUGCUCCACCAGCACACCAGAAGCAAUGCAUUUACAAGUGUUGAAUGAUCCUCACAGUCCGGCUAAAUAUAGGGUUAUAGGUACAUUAUCCAAUUCUGUGGAUUUCGCUAGAGAAUUUAAGUGUCCAGCCAAAAGUGCCAUGAAUCCUGCUACUAAGUGCGAAGUGUGGUGAGAUGGACAUCACAAAUUAAUAUAGGAAAAGAGUAUUUCCAGAGGAUCGGAAAAAAGAAUGCCAAUAUCUUAUCCAAGGAAUUCGUGGCCUGUUAUUCGGAAACUUUUUCCUUUCCUUGAAUUGUAAAUUCGCUGAAAUGAAGCUCCUCGAUCUCUCAAGUGAAUUUAAAAAACAUUGAAAACUGCCAUUCUUAUGAGAAGCACAUUUCCUUGGAUAAGUUACCUAAUCUGUUGAAGAGUGAUUUCAGUUCUGUCAUCUGCAAUUUCUUCAGUUUUUUGCAAUUACCAAAGAAGACCCCGUAGCAUAAUGAUUUCGUUAUUAUUUAUUUUUAUGGCUAUAUUUGUUGAAUAAUGUUUAUGUUUUUGAGUAUUUUAUUGUAAGUAUGCGAUUACAUCAUAAGGGUCCAUAUUUAAUCGUUCUGUGUAACUCAUCUGUCACUAUGGCUUUCAACAUACAUCCAUUAUUAAGUGUUUCUUCAGAUGUUAUCAAUGUUGUUGUAAUAUAAGUGAUGUUGUGUUAUAUUGUAAUCUGCAUAUCCCAUAGCAAUGUGUUUUGUCAUAGAUGGCUCAAAGUAGAGUUUACUAUAUAUAUUGAUAUAUUUAUAUUUUUGGCAAUGGAUUAUAUUAAACCACUUAAAAAUGUAUUUUAUAUACUUCAUGUCAAGCCGAAUAACACAGGUUUGCGAAAUUUCACAUUUUUUUUAUCUGGGGUUUAUUUAAAUUCGUGAGAUUUUAAUGAAAAGAGAUUUUUUUUUAAAAAAAUACUUUGACCUUAUUAUGCAAGCCAAUAUUUCCAAAAAUCUGCUUGAAAUAAAGUUUCAACAUAAAUUGUUAACCAAUUAUUUGGAACAGAAUAUAAGAUUUAUUACCUGUAAAGUAGCUUCUUAAUCAUUUUUGUUGGGCAGCUAAUUAAAAUAAGCAAAAUUUUCUUAACUCUUUUAUUACCUUACUUUCAUGCACAAUUCUAAUAAUCUUUUAAAAGAAAAGCAUUUUAAAUCAUUUAUAUAUUCUAGUCUUGGAUUUUAAGUUCCUUUACGAAAAAUUUCUAUUGUUUGAAAAAAGAAGGGAAAAAAUGUUGCCAUAAAAUGUUUGCUUUGUUUAAAAUCUCGAAAUAGUUAAAAACGAAAUAGAUUUUCGAAAUGAUCACCGUAUUAAACAUAUUCCAUAUUAAUAUGCAUAUUAAGUUGCUUUCUUUUCGGAGAAAAAUUGAUAGGGAAUAAAUUUAAAUGUGAAAACUAUCACAAUCAAAAUUAAUGAAUAAUUAGAAUUAAUGAAUAAUUUAGAAUUCGCAAGCUCUAUUCUUAGAAACGUUAUACCGAAGACGGAAUUUUCGCAAAUGUAAUAGGGAUUGAAUAGCUUUACCUCAGACUUUGGCUGACCUGUGUAAUUCUACCACACUGCUUUUCACUAUUUAAAUAUUAAAUUUAACAUGCGAAGUAUCAAGCUUCAUAAGCUUGAUUAUAAGAAAAGAAGUGCUUAUAUUGAAUGAAAUGGUGUUAGUUUUGGAUGUUACCAAAGAUUUUACAAAAAUAGUAAUUUUUUGGGCAAAUGAAUGUAUAUACUUAUAUCAGUAUUUUACUCGUUAGGUGAAUUUUUUUUUCAUAACCUAAUAGAUACCCUACUUAGAAAAGGAUUUCAUAAACUAUGGCUCGCAACUUCAAGUAGAAACAUUGAAUCUAAAAUAACUUUUUUCAGACUUUUACAAUAGCUAUUUCAGUCGUAAUUAUCACCAUAAAUUAAAAAUCGAAAAUAAAUGAAUUUUUUUAAUUAAAAAUUGUUACUUUUCAAAACAUUUUCAAAGUGAUGUAUAUUACAAAAUUCUAUCUGACAUUACUUACAUAAUACAUGGAAUAUCAUAACAUAUCUUGCGUUAAAAACUAUUCCAUCAUUUGUUCCUCCAAAAUUCAGAAAUAACAUCAUGCGUGUAAUUUCACUUCAAUAAAUUGGUUACAAAUAUAUACCGAAUCGAAAUUUCAAGACAUUUUUAUCUUCCUUUUAAAAAAAUUAUAAGUCAUAAAUAUUUAUUUCAUAUGUAUAUGAGCUAACAUUGGAACAAAUUUAUUUUUCUAAGAGGGGAAUUGGCAAAAAUAAAUAAAUAAAUAUUUUUAAUAAUGGUAAAAGGGUCCUGAGCUUGGAAAAGUAAAACAAGCCCCUAUUUAGACCUUUAAAAAUGUCUCUCCUCUCGAAAAAUGAGAUUUAACAUAAAAAAGAUAAUUUAUGCCUUUAAGAAUAUUCUAGUUAAGUUUUUUUUUAAAUUAAUCAGAUUUUAUCUGCCCUUCGAAGCUAUGAACUUCGAAUGAUUGUUAUAGAUAAUAAUAUCUACAUAGCAAAGAAUAUUAUUGCAUUUUCAUUAAAGGAUGAAACAUUAAAACAGCAUUUAUAAUGUAUAUAUAUCAAAAAUAUUGUCUAUUACGAAAGAAAUGGGAAGAAACAAUAAAUUAAUGAUCGACAAUAAAUUAACAUUUUAUAAUAUUAAUGAUAACUUUAACAUAUCACUUAAUAAUUGAAAAUUGAAAUAUAUUUCAUAAUUAUCUACCAAAAUUUUUUUAAGAAAACCAUUUUCUUCGUUUUUUAUUAAUUUCUUAUUGAUAUGAAUAGAACUAAUGAUAAAUAUAUGUUUAAUAAAUACACUUUUGCCAAAAAAAAAAAAAAAAGGCACAGUUGAAAUCAGGAAUCUUAAAUUGCGUUAUGCAAAUGGGUCGACUUAUUGUUUUACUAGAUAUCUUAGUUGCACAGACGGUCUAUACGGACAUUCCAAUAUGAAGUUUAUCAAGUGUAAAUAAAUGCUCUUGGAUAAAUUCUAAAAUAUACAAUUUUGUUUGUGAUAUUUAUGCAUUAUAUUAUGCUAAAAAUAUCCAACAAUUUAAUUUCCAUAUGAGAAAUGAAGCAAUACUAAGGAAAGAAAAAGAUUCACUAAAGAAAAAAUGAUAUUCAUCAGUCUUAAAACUAUUCUAUCUCAAAUUACUAAUACCCAAUUCAUUUAACAAUUCAUGCAAAAAAAAAUAAGAGAAACAAUACAAAUAAUUUCAUAUGCAAAUUACAAAAUACCUUAAUAUAAAAUUUAGAACAAAUGUAUAAAAAAAUCAGCUUUAUAAUGGAGUUCAAUAAUAUGUUUAUUUUAUAUCAUUGAUAAAUGUGGACCAAGUAUCUAUACAUAAUUUUAAAAGAACUUUUAUAAUAUUUUGAAGAAUUGAACAGAAGGGAAUGGAAGUGCUGCACUUUUAUUUCAAAGACAAGGUACUAUGCAUCAGUCUUAAAAGUAAAUAUUUAGUCGAUUGAUUUUCAGAUAGCUCCUUGUGCUUGUGUUAAAGUAAUAUAGACUUUUGUCCCGUCUUAAAUAUUGCAUUACAAUUUUUUUUUAAUUCAUUUCAUUUCUGGUUAUUUUCAUUUGAUUCAUGUAAUUUAGAUAUUUGUGACAAGUAGCCAGUAAUUUAAAUGUUUGUUAUUCUACUGAAGGUUAUCAGUCCUCUGGUAAUAUUGACUCAUAUUGUUAAAUUGAAAUUUGUCAAUUUGUUUUCAUUAUAUUGAUUCUGUCCAUGUAUAUAUGUGUUGCUGAAAUUAAUGACAUCAAUAUAUCGUUUUUUAAUAAAAAAUAUUGUGCUUUGAAUGAUAUUAUAACUUAUAUUGUUUUAUAGUACAUCUAUAUCUAGUCUCUAAUAUCUCUAUUUAAACAUUUUGAAAUAUAUUUAUUAUAUCUACAAUGUGCACAUGGCUGUUGUGAUGCACAUAAUAUUUAUGUUCUUAAUUCUUUUUAUUAUUCUAACGAAGAAUACCCAAUUUGAAAUUUAUAAUUUAGUCCUUACGAUAUACAUUUAGAAUUCUCUUUGAUUUUGUUUUGUAACUUUUAGUGAAGGAAAUAAAAUCAAUAGAUAACUAUGCUAUACGAGCUUAAAGAAACUGAAUUUUAAAUUAUAGUUUAUUCGAUGCUUUUACAACCAAACAUGAUUGUAAAGUAUCAAGCGUCGUUAUAUGUAAUUUUAUGCAAAAAAUUAUACGGAAUUUUAUGAAAAAUCAUUCACAAAAAUACAUACUGUAUGAUCUCCCGUUCAAGGAAAAAAGGCUUUAUAUUGUAUAUAUGUCAAUGUAAUAAAGUGUUGUUUGUGAA
Argiope bruennichi is the source of this 6727-nucleotide messenger RNA. RefSeq names its product endothelin-converting enzyme homolog (gene Nep3). NCBI's taxonomy places the organism in Eukaryota, Metazoa, Arthropoda, Arachnida, Araneae, Araneidae. Gene Ontology annotation, molecular function: metalloendopeptidase activity. The record is from RefSeq and is a predicted model, not a curated record. Gene Ontology annotation, biological process: protein processing. The coding region runs from base 113 to 2623 and encodes 836 amino acids. The transcript is spliced from 20 exons. Gene Ontology annotation, cellular component: plasma membrane.